This is a messenger RNA of Paramuricea clavata, 336 nucleotides long. Lineage: Eukaryota; Metazoa; Cnidaria; Anthozoa; Malacalcyonacea; Plexauridae. The record is from the annotation of a GenBank genome assembly.
AUGGCAAGGGAAAUGAAUUUUCUACAGAAACAUGGUAUAGCUAUGGGUCCUAAGAAUGCAUGUAGUUAUGCGGAUAUAGCUAUGGGGGAAAUAGAUAGAUUAGCCAAAACUAGUGGAAAUAUAAAGCCAGAGCUUUGGUGGCGCUACAGAGAUGAUAUUAUAGAUGUCUGGAAGCAAGGUUUGCCCAAGCUUCUAGAAUUUACUGAUUUUAUCAACUCUCUGUAUCCUACCAUUAAAUUUGAGUUAGUUUAUUCGGAAACUGAGUUAAAUGUGUUGGACCUCACCUUACGCUUGGAGAAUGGCUUUAUUUCCACUGAUGUUUAUGCAAAACCUACA